AAGGUGCGGACCCAUAUAAAUAUUCUGGCGGGCAAUGGCUGCGCAACAAUGCAGCACAUCAAGCAGCCCGUCACAUUUCGUUCGACUUCGACGCUCUCUGCCGACGAGUUGUCAAAUUCUGUCCCGGAGCCGAUUUUGUUGCGACCUACGAGAAGAAGGAAGGUGGCUUCAACCGGGCCUUUAUCUUCACCGCCGACAAUGGAAGGUCGGUUGUCGCAAAACUACCCUUUUCGAAUGCAGGGCCUCGACGUUUGACCACUCAAUCGGAGGUUGCAACGAUUGAAUUCUUGAAGAAACAUUCCAGAAUACCAAUACCCACAAUCUAUGACUGGAGUGACGAUGAGAGCAACGAGGUCGGCAGCGAGUAUAUCAUCAUGGAGCCUUCCGCCGGGAUUUCGCUGCACUCGAAAUGGGCCGAGAUGACUAUCGAGCAGCGAGUCGAAUGUAUCAAGAACAUUUGUCAAUUGCUAGGCUCGAUUGACGACGUUCAUUUUCCAGCGUACGGAAGUUUAUACUACACAACAGAUGACCAGCCCGAGUCUGCGAUAGUAUUACCGGAGGAUGACCGAUUUUGCGUUGGGCCGCAUGUCGCAUCUCGAUAUUGGGAUUGCAACGUCGGGGAUUUUCGAUACUACGACAUGAAGCGGCCAAAUAGAGGCCCAUGGACGGAUCUCUCAUCUUGGAGUGAUGGACUCAUCGAUGCCGGCAUCUCGAGAGUUCCACCACAUGACAAUCAUCAAGAGUGUCGGCCAUCCUACUUCGGCACUCCUGUUAUGCAUCUUCAAGUACUUCAAGAGGGACGUCUGCUCUUGAGAACAAUGUCGAAGGACCCGAGGAUCCGGGUUGUCGCAGACCCGAUAUUGUCUCAUCCAGAUUUGAACAAGAGGAAUAUCUUCGUUGACCGCGACGAUCCCACCAAAGUCGCAAGCUUCAUUGACUGGCAGUCGGCCAGUUUAGAUCCGGCAUUCUGGGUGGUCGCCAACACAAGACCCGAUUUUGCGACUCUACCUGAUGACUCGACGGAUGAGAGUGCUGUGAUAUGCGCUGAAGCAUUUGAUCUCUUCAUGGGAUCAUAUUGCCCACAGUGGGCUCGCGCUCAUUCCUUGGACGAGCGCCUUGUCCGCCCACUCCUAUAUCCACACCGAACGUGGAACGAUGGCGUUGUUGCUUUUCAACAUGAUCUGUUCAUGACUGCAAGAGAAUGGGGCGAUCUAGGGUUUCAGGAGAAAUGUCCCGUCGCAACACCAGACUCGGAUCAGUUUGCUGCUCAUGAGCGCGAGUAUCGAUACUUUCUUGCUGCCCAAAGGCUACGCAAACAUGUCAAAGACUAUGUCGGCAUCUCAUCCGACGGCUGGGUACCCGACGAGGGGUGGGAUGCGAUUCAAUUGCAACAUCAGCAAUUAUAUUCUGAUGUGGUGCAAGCCAUACUAAGCGCCGCGGAGGCGGAUGAUGACCCGGAUGAGCCGAUCAAAACUGAAAGGGACUUGAAAGCGAUAUGGCCCUUCGACCUGUGA
Messenger RNA from Exophiala dermatitidis NIH/UT8656, 1514 nucleotides. RefSeq lists its product as uncharacterized. The transcript has 3 exons. Gene Ontology annotation, cellular component: mitochondrion. NCBI's taxonomy places the organism in Eukaryota, Fungi, Ascomycota, Eurotiomycetes, Chaetothyriales, Herpotrichiellaceae. The annotation marks the transcript as partial. The record is from RefSeq and is a predicted model, not a curated record.